AUGCCACUGGUUCCUAUGUAUCCACAGGAUACUGUAAGGGAGACAAUCAAGUCCCGCUUUACGUCGGAACUGUUCUCUAUCCCAGAUUUGAGGCCUUUCUUUUCGCAUGUUCCCGGGUAUAUAAACCCAUUCUACGAACAAGUGAAGCCAAUACUUGAACAAAGAAUUGAUUGCCUGUAUCUUCCUCCACGAGCGCAAGCCUUGAAGAAGGCCGAUUAUGCUCUGUUUACCGCUAGGUGGUGGCCCCAAGCAACACCUGACAGGCUGCAAACUUUAGCAUUCUUCAGUUUAUGGUUAUUCACCUGGGACGAUAAGAUUGAUGACACUGAUGGGCCUCUUCACAAAGAUAUUGUUGGUGCUCAUCGAUAUCGCGAGGAGACAAUCAACUUUACCCGCUACACUCUAGGUUUGCCGGUCAACGAGACAGAAACAGAUUCUAGUGUGCGUUUUGCUCCUUUGGAUGGCCUCGUUCGCAGCUUUGAUGUGGUGGGAAAGGAAAUACAGGCCGUGUAUACCCAGGAACAACUAGAGAUUUUCGCAAAUGAGCUCGAAGACUUUGUGCGCUGUGUGGGUCGUGAGCAAACAGUGAGGUUGAGUGGGCGUAUACCCAACACAGAAGAAUUCUGGCAAAUCAGGAUGGGGUCAAGCGGAACCGGGACAUUACUGGCUUUGAAUGAGUACAGCUGCAGCACGCAUAUCCCUCAAUCUAUUAUGACUCAUCCGGAGAUGAGAACUUUGUGGGAUGAGGUCGUGAUAAACGUUGCUAUUGCCAAUGAUAUACUUUCUUUGAAGAAAGAAAUCGGGAGUGUGGACAAUAUUAUUUCUGUCAAGGUAAAUGAUCAAGACAUCUCGAUUCAGGAUGCCAUUUGUCAGGCGAAGGAUGACCUACUUCUCAACAUCAAGCGAUUUGACCAAGCUGCCGAAGUCCUGAUCACCGACACAACCUUCCACCCGUCCCCAGAUCACAAGCAGGGACUGUUAUCUAUCGUUGAAGAAUGUCGACACAACAUCUCUGCAAAUAUUGAUUGGAGUUACACUACGUCGAGGUACGGUCUUCGGGAUAUACCCCAAGAUAGCGCAGGAUGGAUGCACAUUGAGGUCUAG
Molecule: messenger RNA, 1104 nt
Organism: Penicillium nucicola
Lineage: Eukaryota; Fungi; Ascomycota; Eurotiomycetes; Eurotiales; Aspergillaceae
Product: terpene synthase family protein
Exons: 7
Coding region: 1-1104 (367 amino acids)
Source: RefSeq, a predicted model, not a curated record